This is a messenger RNA of Fusarium keratoplasticum, 879 nucleotides long. RefSeq lists its product as uncharacterized. The record is from RefSeq and is a predicted model, not a curated record. Lineage: Eukaryota; Fungi; Ascomycota; Sordariomycetes; Hypocreales; Nectriaceae. The coding region runs from base 1 to 879 and encodes 292 amino acids. The transcript has 3 exons.
AUGGGCAGACGCCUGCCGUGGAAGACAUCCACGACUCCUUCGAACGCUGAUAAGAAACCGCCCGUGAAGUCGGAUAGCCCACGCGCUGCGCGGACUAACUCACCGAGCCUGGCGUCAGCCUCAACCCCGGCGUCGUUCAUCAAGAAACCGCGUCGCGAUCGCGUCAUUGACGAUGAAGGUAUCUCGCAACUUGCUCACGCACAUCAUUUCACAGCUAAACGUGUUUUAAGAUGGUGUAAGGAGCCCAUCCACGUCGCCGCCGCCAGAACCACCACCAGAGAGCGUGAUGACCGCUACCGCAUGGUUGAGGACGAGUUCCUCAACAUGGCUCACCAGUUCACCACGCAUCUUCACCGCGCAGAGUACAACCGUCUCAAGUCCCUAGCCAAGAGCCAAAACGCCGACACCAUCCGUGAGAUUGAGCGUCCUAUAAUCGGGGCACCCACACUCCUUGCUCGGCGAAGGCAGGAAAGCGUGCGGCGUGCCGUUAAACAGCGGGGAUUCAUGCGUAACGGCGAUGAAGAAGAGACGCCGUUCGUGGGGAGAAGUCUGAAGGGCUUGAUGGAGAGUCCCAGAAAGGAGCACAAAUGGAUAUCAGGCGGCAUGGCCGGGGCGGCGGCUACGAGGGCAGCAGCUGGGUUCGAUUCGCAGAAGUUGAGCCCAGUCAAGCUAAAAGCAACUCCGAAGGCGUUCUCGGCCAAGAAGCGUCAAUUACCCGCCGCAGAUGACGAGGAGACGGACGACGGAGAGGAUCUGGAUCUAUCCACGCCCUCUCGGACACCCAUGAACAAGCUCAAGUAUAAGGCGACCAACUACAGCAUCCAGCAAAACCGAGACACCAUAUAUUGGCAAAGCAUCCAAACACAAAGAUAUUCAUGA